AUGUCCAAACCACAGAAACCCGUCAGGCAGGACUACAUCGCCAAGGCACGGUAUAUAAACAACUUGCCGCCUCCGCCGCUCAAUCCAAAGUUUCUCAAGUACAAUUUGACCGAACAUGUGCCUCCAGAAAAAGAAUCUGAGCAGCUUUUGAGUUCGCUCUUCAGAAAAGAAAACUUCUCCCAGUUCAUCGGCCAGGUCGACGAGGAGUACGGCAUGCCGCUCAACCUUUUGAACAACGAAGGAUACCUCAGUGGCGCCAACGAGGGAGCCAUUUUCGGCUUGAACCUGGAAAUCCAGCUUCACCCUAAAGACCGUGCUCUUUUAAGAGACGCAGGUAUCGGCAGAGUCAACAAGCUGGAGCCCGGCGUGUCUUUCUUGAGAAGAACCGAGUACAUAGCCGAAAAUAAGGCCGCUGCUAAAGCUGACGAUGCUCCAGAACCAAAGAAAGAGCACAAGGAGCUUGUGGAUCCAGAUUCUCAGCUUAAGGCCGUGGAAGAGAGCUUCGACCAUGCCCAGGAUACCUUGCAGGACACUUCCAAGAUCAGACACCCCAGAAGGAAAAACUUGCGUGCUGUGGCAGCGUGGCCCCUUCUUCCAGAUACUUCUAUGAUGGACACCAAGUACUUGUCGGUCAAGUUCACCGGUUCAGCCUCUGUGUUCAGAGAAUUGCAGAGCGCCAAGCGUUUGCAAAAAGAUGCUUACGACGAACAACUACAACAGGAUGCAUUGUCCACGGCAGUCUACAAGCCAAUCACAUCCGAGGACGGUGAAUGGGUCAGUUUCUACCAGGCUAAGGACAAGGCUUCCUUGGAUGCGCUUAAGGAGAAGUUGCAGUCUACAGAGAGAGAGCAGCCGCUGAAUCUUCUAGACGAAGAGGAGCAGGACUUGGAGCUGUUCUCUUUUGCUCAUCACAAAAACUACGAUAUGGUUUACCAUCGUUUCAACAAACCCGACGAGGAGCUUGCUUUGAGGUUUGUUCCAGAGCUGGCUGGUUCCAAGAAACGUCGUGCCGCCUACUACUACCCUAUUUCCGGCCGUGUCGAGCUCAAGAAGCACCGUGCAUCGGCCAAUACCGAAAUCAACAAGUUCUUACGUGACAGCACUUUUGAUAUCAUCGACUUGAAGAUCAGAGAGCCUAAUACUAGUGAGUUGAAGCGCAUGGACAACAUCCGUUCCGAGUACGACCCUAUGGAGUACGAAGGUGAGGAUGAAGAAGAGGAAGAAGACGAGGAGGAAGUUGCUGAGAAUGGUAACGACGACCAUAAAGACGAGUCUCCAGAGAAGAGCCAGCAACCAGAAAACGGCUCGAAGGACGAGUCCGGUAACGACAGCGAGUAG
Molecule: messenger RNA, 1338 nt
Organism: Candidozyma pseudohaemuli
Lineage: Eukaryota; Fungi; Ascomycota; Pichiomycetes; Serinales; Metschnikowiaceae
Exons: 1
Coding region: 1-1338 (445 amino acids)
Biological process (GO): transcription elongation by RNA polymerase II
Cellular component (GO): Cdc73/Paf1 complex
Molecular function (GO): chromatin binding; RNA polymerase II complex binding
Source: RefSeq, a predicted model, not a curated record